Diabrotica balteata is the source of this 2927-nucleotide messenger RNA. The record is from the annotation of a GenBank genome assembly. Lineage: Eukaryota; Metazoa; Arthropoda; Insecta; Coleoptera; Chrysomelidae.
GAAGUGCAUCAUGUCAUGGGUGUGUAGGUACCUGGAAACAAUUCUGGGAAUACCCUAUUAAUUUGAAAUUUCCAAUGGUUGAUGAUUGAUCUUACAAUACAUAUUUCAAUUUAAGUUGAGUUAAUUGAGGGAUUGGGAACUAGGUAUAAAUUUCAAAUUCAGGAUCAAAGACAAAUCAUAAAUAUGUUAAUAUCAAAGUCAGUGAAGGAUCAAAGACCAAUCAUAUGUUAACUUGAAUUACUUCUCUAGAUUUUACUGUUUGUGUGUGAUUGAUUGACCAAUAGGACCAGAAAGUGUACCACCACCACUGUCACCACCAAUUGAUUCAGAUAGGCUACCCUUUCCUCUUCCAGUUCAUAAAAAGCCAAGGGCAGCAUCAACUUCCUCCAGUCAGAUUAACAAAGAUUGUGCACGCCAUACGAACAGUACAACGUAUGAUCCAUCCGACAACUCUUCUAAGAGUACAACUAAGGAAAGUUUCUCAAGUAAAAGAUUACCCGAAGACCAAAACAGAACUGAAGAGACGUCCCAACCAUCACCUAAAAAGAAAAAAGGGGCCAGUACAAAAAAUACCAGAAAUACUACUAUGAGUAAUCAGAAUGACGAGAGCCAAAAGGAAUCAACGUCUUCAACAUCAUCACUUACAAAAAGUCCAAAAAAGGACGCAAACAAAACGAUCGAUGACUUUUUAAAGGUGAUGAACGAUAUAUUUGACACAGUUUUACAUGACCAGAACCUUGUUCAUAUUAUUGACGCCGAAACAAAGGAUCUGUUAAAGAUUUUACGAUUUGCAAAAAAAGAAUAUCAGUACAUUUGUUACAGCUUAUUUACCAGAAUGUUCGGCUUUCGCAGUCUUUUCACAAUCCGUAGCGAUUAUAUGCUCAAUUUGACAGAUAAACAAGUUAUUGAGAUGUUCAAUUUUUUAAAGGAAAAUAAAUUUGUUGAUACAGAUAUUAAAGAAGAUGGUAUGCCAUCAGUGCUGAAACAACUGACUGCAAUAGAUGUUAAAAAUAUUGGUUUACGCCUCAACAUUAAACCCAAACGUUCCAAAGAUAAGAUGAUACAAGCUUUAUUACUUAAGUGUACUAAUCAGCCUAUCGCCAAAACCGAUAUUAGUGAUAUUAUCUGGAAGGAAAUAAACAAUAAGUUGGGGAUGUAUGCUGUAAGGAUUAACGACUCUUUUAGAAAACAUAUUAAUCACGUUUACCUAUUAGCAACAUUCACAAAUAAAAGAUUUCAAAAUAUUGAAAAUUUCGUACAAAGGGAUUUAAAACGCGAUUUUCCGGAUUUCGUACCUGAAAACUAUAAAGUUUUCAGUGAUAGAGAACAAUUUCUGAGGUAUGCAGAUGCAUGUGAGCUCAAAAAAACUUUAGGAGCGAUUAAAAAUCAUGAUGCUGUACAACUACAAGAAAUUGGCAAGAAAGUUCAUGAAACUUUAACGACUUUGAAACGAACUAACGACGAAAUAUAUCUCAACACACCACAUCUAAAACGUUUUACUGCCGAGUCAGUAUACUGUGGAAUUUUAACCAAUAUUUGUGAAACAUUAAAAACCAAAUACGCCGACAAAGUCCAAGAAUUUUUAAAAUAUUUGAUCGAAAAUUUUCCACGGUCGCACAGAAUCGGUACUUGGUAUAUGCUUUUGUAUGACGUAUUAAUUUUCCGCAAACAGACAAAAGAAGCUGUGAAUACUAUUAUAACAGCACUCAGUACUAAAAAAGAAUAUAUUUUGGAGCAUCAGAUUUAUGAAUUUACACAUAAGGCGCAACAGCAAAAAGAACAUAAAAGCAUUGAUCAAAAAUGUCAUGAUGAACUUGUGGGAUUAUUAGUUGAUCCUAUCCAUUUAGAACACUUUCCUCAAGCUGUUGUAGAUGCCAAAGAAGUUUGGACUGACCAAUCUGGGAGACAGCGGUUCUAUGAAAUACACAAUUCAGAUGGUAGUAAACUAUAUAAAAAUGCAGAACAAGUUGCACAAGCCCAUUAUAUUGAAACAUGUGGUUAUACCGAUGGCAUACAUUGUGAAGGCAGAAUAAUGCAUUCAUUCACGCUUUUCUUCUGGGAAAUUAUUUAUAGCCAAACUCCGAAUAUCCCGGGCACUUUUUUAUCUAAAUAUCAAGAAGUCCCCCUUGAUAUGUAUACCACUGAUUUCUACAAAAAUCGGAAACAACUAAUUGACAAAAGAUUGAAGGAUAUAGCUGAAGAUUGGACAUAUAAAGAAAUUAUUCAAAACGCUACAGAGUACUGGAAUAAAUAUUCACACAUAUCAGGAUUGGGUGGUCCAAUAUGUGAGACUCUAGAUAUCAAAUUCCUUAAUAUAAUUGUGGAUUGUAUCGGAAGAAAAAUACUGUCUAAAAUUUAUGAAAGACUGGUUAAAGAUAUACAUCAGUACCGAAGUGAAAUGCCGGAUUUGUUUUUAUGGAAUGUAGACGAAAAAAAGGCCAAAUUUGUUAAGGUUAAAGGGGAAAAUGACGAACUCUCGAUAAAGCAGCAAUUGUGGUUGAAGUAUUUACUGGAGAUUGGAGCAAAUGUAGAAGUUUGUCACGUGCAGUCUAGAGGAUCUAAGAGAAAAUUGGACGAUAACGAAAAUGACCACCAACGAACAGACCAAUAACACAACCGACAAAAUCAAUAUAUAUAUAUAAUAAGAAAAAAGAAAAAUAUUCAUAUAAUUUAUUACGCACUUAUUGUUAUUCAGAUAUUUCAUUUAAUGUCUGAAUUGGAAAAAAGUUGGAAAAAAUAUAAAGUGAAUAGUUAAACCAAUGAUAUAAAGAAGGCACAUGAGCACCUGGUCUUUUCAGACCAGAUUGUUAUUGUAUUUAAUAUUGCAUGACAUCUUUAAUUAUAUAACCAUAAAGUACAAAAUGGGUUUGAACACUAGAAUCUGUAAAUAUUGUAUAUCGUGAAUGUGUCAUGACUUCUUUGGCAUA